AUGCUGCCGGACGUAACAUCAGACAGCCACAUGGAGACUGGUGAAUCUGAGCAACAAGUCCCAAUAGCAGUCGUGGGAUACAGCCUAGAGUUUCCUCAAGAUGCCACAGACCCAGAGGCCUUCUGGCAAAUGAUUGUCGAGGGGAGGAACGCCAGCACGGAAUUUCCGUCCGAUCGCAUCAAUAUUGACGCCUUUUACCACCCCGACCCUACGCGGAACUCUUCGAUAGCUGUUCGAUGUGGUGCAUUCGUAAAGGAACCUCUAGGCGCUUUUGAUGCCCCGUUCUUCUCCAUCACGCCUGCUGAGGCCGCUUGCAUGGACCCCCAGCACAGGAGGAUGCUCGAGACCGCAUAUCAUGCUCUGGAAGACGGUAGCUUCACCGACGAUUACCGAAGCGUGAUGCAGCAAGACUUUGAAUCCGAACACAAGCAUGCCGCUACAGGCAUAGCCUUCUCGAUGCUGGCGAAUCGCCUCAGCUGGUUCUACAACUUCAAAGGCGCGUCUAUGAAUCUUGAUUCCGCAUGCUCCAGCAGCCUUGCCGCACUACAUUUUGCCUGUCAAGAUCUCUGGACGGGAUCCUCUGAAAUGGCAAUGGUGGGUGGUGCGAAUUACAUGUAUCACCCAGACUUUAUGAGGUUCUUGUCCAAUCUCAACUUUUUGUCACCCGAUGGACGCUGCUGGAGUUUUGAUGAGCGUGCUAAUGGUUAUGCCCGUGGUGAGGGCUGCGCGGUCUUGGUACUCAAACGCCUGCCUGACGCUAUUGCGGCCGGUGAUAACGUGAGGGCGAUUAUUCGCACAACGGGCCUCAAUCAGGAUGGGAGAACGCCCGGGAUCACGGUGCCAAAUGAGGAUGCGCAAGUCGAGCUCAUUCGGAACACAUAUGCCAAAGCUGGGCUUUCUAUGGAGCCUACGAGGUAUUUUGAGGCACACGGAACUGGAACAGCGGUUGGUGAUCCUACGGAAGCCAGUGCAAUCGCUCGAGCCUUCGAUCAUGUUAGAACCAGAGAAGAUCCGCUGUACGUGGGCGCCGUCAAAGCCAACGUCGGACAUCUUGAGGGGUGUAGUGGUCUUGCCGGUGUAAUCAAGGCUCUCCUCGUCCUCGAAAAGGGGUAUAUCCCACCAAUCGCCGGCCUUGAAACGCUGAACAAGAAGUUGACACCUGAGAAGGGGAACAUUCGAUUUCCCCAAGUCGGUCUAGCCUGGCCGUCGACGGGUCUUCGUCGAGCAUGUGUCAAUUCGUUCGGCUUUGGGGGGACCAAUGCCACCGCGGUGCUAGACAAUUGCGACUACCACUUGAGCAUCGUCAGAAACCGACAUGCCAAUCGCGGUUCAUUACAAGACUCGGAUAGUACAUCAUCAGCUCCAACUUCCAACGGGGUCCACAGUAGCGACGACUUGGAUCCUAUCCCUGCAGAACACACGAAUGGAGAUUGUUCAACUCUAGCACGUCCCUCGGCGACCCCUAGGCUACUGCCAUGGUCUGCGUUCGAUGAGCAAAGCGCAAAACGGCUGGGCGAGAUGUACCUCAGCCGUUUCAAUGACUUUAAAGACACUCUCGACGAUGCUGCUUACGUGCUAUCACAACGACGGACACUCUUUCCCUGGCGAGGUUUUGCUGUAUUGGACAGGCUCAGCAACAUCGAAAUGGCUCGCCUCCCCUCACCAGCCCCCAAAAAGGCUCUCGAAAAUCGCCAAGUCGCAUUUGUAUUCACAGGGCAGGGCGCCCAAUACCAAGGAAUGGGAUCGCAGCUGACACAUUUCAACGUCUUCUCCGCCAGUCUGCAACACUCACAACGAAUACUGGAUGCGUGUGGUUGUCCUUGGUCGGUUUUCGAUUUCCUCCACAUGGACACUCACAGCCGUGUCAUUGAUGAGCCAGAAUAUGYGCAGCCAGUGACCACUUGUCUCCAGCUUGCGCUGGUAGAUUUGUUCAGAUCUUUCGGCAUCACUCCAAGUCUGGUCAUGGGACACUCAUCGGGCGAGAUAUCUGCCGCUUACGCCGCCGGCGCUCUGAGUCAAUCUGCCGCUGUAAGGAUUGCGUAUCAUCGUGGCUUGCUCUCUGCCAAAAUCGCCCGCUCGAGGGGCGAUCUGGGGAUGAUGGCUGUGGGGCUCUCAUCUCAUGCAGUGGCGACAUAUAUCGAAAGGUUGAGCUCGUCAUACGAGAAUGUCCAGGUCGUUGUGGCUUGCAUGAAUAGUCCCAAGAGUGUGACGCUGAGCGGCGUCGUCGUCCAGCUCAAGGCAUUGAAGCAUUGGCUUGAGCAUGAUGCUAUCUUUGCAAGAGUACUGCGAGUGCCUGUUGCUUAUCAUCCACCUUUCAUGAAACCAGUAGCUGAAGACUACGCCGCUUCUUUGGGCACGCUCGAGAGAAGCUCAGGGAAAGAGUGGAUCCCAAUGAUCUCCUCAGUGACUGGCGACAUUGUGACUGAGAAAGACUUACUAGACGCAAACUACUGGGUCCGCAAUCUGGUCUCUCCUGUACAAUUCGACAUGGCCUUUUCGAAGCUUCUGGGUCAAGCACAUAAGAAAGCCCGCAAGCAGCUAGGAAAAGCAACACAAAAAGCGCUACGAAUCACCGAGAUUUUGGAAAUUGGUCCACAUCCGGCGCUUCAGGGAGCAAUUCGUGACAUGAUAAGUAUAAGCAGUAACCCGGCGACAAUGGUCUAUCAUUCCUCCUUACUACGAGGGGAAGACGCAAACUUUGCCGUGAUGAGAAUGGCCGGUACUUUGCACUGCUCAGGAGUGCCUGUCAAGAUUGAUAAAGUCAAUCAGGCGAGUCAUAGGCCUCUGGAACGAGUGGCGAGACUUCCUUCGUAUCCCUUCAACCACUCGCGUGUUUACUGGGAAGAAAGCCGCAUAAGCAGGAACAUUCGCUUUCCCAGACAUGGACGCAUCGAUCUGCUUGGAACAAGAAUCCCAGAUGGGAUUCCCGAAAACCCCGUCUGGCAAAGCGUUAUUCGCUGCAGCGAAUUGCCCUGGAUAGAGGACCAUCGUGUCCAGGGCGAACGAAUCUUACCCGCCAGUGCCAUCCUCAUCAUGGCAGUCGAAGCUUUCAGGCAAGUCUUUGGCGACAAUGACAAUAUAAAAGGUUGUCGACUUCGGGACGUGGCAUUCGUCCAUCCCAUUGAAUUUCCCUCGAAUGUCGACCGAGUAGAAGAGACUAGAUUUGUUCUGAAUUUGCCACCUCCUCACGCAGAUUACUGCGUAGCUUGGUCGGAUUUCAAAGUGUUUGUUAUUGAUGGCCACGAGAAUUUUGUUCCGUGCUGCACUGGUGCCAUACGCGGAAGCCUGGUCGACGCUUCUUGCCCGAUGCCAUGUUUUGAGGGGCAUGAAUGUCUGCCUGAGUGGAUCGAGUUCACCGAGAGAACGUGCACGGAUGACCUGGACAUGCAAGCAAUCUAUGACUCGGUAACGAGGGAUGGGGUCCAAUAUGGGCCCUGUUUCCAGAUUUUGGAAAAUCUUCAUGUGGGUCACCCCGGACAAGCUUUKGCCAAUAUCAACACUGGUAAAUGGCGGAAGACGACAGAGGGGAGUUUCUCAUCGCAUCCCGUUCAUCCGACUGCAUUGGAUGCCGCAAUCCAGCUUUUGACGCUGGGGCUGAGUCAAGGACGGCAGGACUUUCCCACCAUGAUGCCAUCCCGUAUUGCCAAUGCUUGGAUUGACUGCCAACACAGCGAAAUACUGAACAAUGGARGUAUCAGCUCGAUGGCGCGGUGCUCGAUCAAGGGUCAUCGGUCAGCUGGCGCCGACAUAUCCUGGCUACGGAGCGAAAUGGCGAUCCUCUCGUCUGGCUGCAAGGCAUGGAAGCCACUUUUAUCGAUGGUUUCCAUGGUGCGUUGA
Ramularia collo-cygni is the source of this 3837-nucleotide messenger RNA. RefSeq lists its product as uncharacterized. Gene Ontology annotation, biological process: fatty acid biosynthetic process; secondary metabolite biosynthetic process. Bases 1 to 3837 code for a protein of 1278 amino acids. Gene Ontology annotation, molecular function: fatty acid synthase activity. The transcript is spliced from 7 exons. The record is from RefSeq and is a predicted model, not a curated record. Lineage: Eukaryota; Fungi; Ascomycota; Dothideomycetes; Mycosphaerellales; Mycosphaerellaceae.